This is a messenger RNA of Linderina pennispora, 670 nucleotides long. RefSeq lists its product as uncharacterized. NCBI's taxonomy places the organism in Eukaryota, Fungi, Kickxellomycota, Kickxellomycetes, Kickxellales, Kickxellaceae. The transcript has a single exon. Gene Ontology annotation, cellular component: extrinsic component of mitochondrial inner membrane. Gene Ontology annotation, biological process: mitochondrial protein processing; mitochondrial proton-transporting ATP synthase complex assembly. The coding region runs from base 1 to 654 and encodes 217 amino acids. The record is from RefSeq and is a predicted model, not a curated record. Gene Ontology annotation, molecular function: metalloendopeptidase activity.
AUGGAUCCGGAGGAGCGCAAAACCUUCGACACGUGGAGCAAAACACUGGCGAAUUUCACCGGCCUGGGCCUCACCGACGCAGAGAAGAAGGAGCGGGACAUGAAGAAGGCAUACGACAAGGACCUGAAGGACUGCCAGCAGUGCGAGAAAUGGCGCAAUGAGCUGCUGAAAACCAGCCCGAUCGUGCGCUUCAUGUCCGAGAGCCUGGACAAAUCAGGCUCGCACUUUGGCGUCGACUCAAUGCCCUGCAUGAAGUGCGACGAGAUGCGCAGCGGCGGAUUCUCGACAGACGGCGUGAUCCAGCUGUGCUACAACCGGCUGUUCAGCAAGGGCCAUCUGGAGACCACCAUGGCCCACGAGAUGGUGCAUGCAUACGACCAUGUCAAUUACAAGCUGGACUGGUACAAUCUGGAGCACCAUGCGUGCACCGAAAUCCGGGCCGCCAGUCUGAGUGGCGACUGCAGCUGGUUCCAGGAGAUGCUGCGGGGAAACGUGGGCUUUUUGAAACAGCACCAGACGUGCGUGAAGCGGAGAGCUGCGUUGUCUGUGAGGGCGAAUCCCAACUGCAAAUCAGACAAGCACGCCGAGGCUGCUGUAAACAAAGUCUUCACAAGCUGCUUUACAGACACACGUCCAUUCGACGAGAUCUACUGAAUAAAAUCGUUCGCAG